Messenger RNA from Arachis ipaensis, 1731 nucleotides. Lineage: Eukaryota; Viridiplantae; Streptophyta; Magnoliopsida; Fabales; Fabaceae. The record is from RefSeq and is a predicted model, not a curated record.
AUGUUAGGAGGUAGUGGUGAAUGUGUUUGCUUCUCUGUGUCUUGGCAAGUGGAGGCUGUGAGGAUGUUGGAAUCAUGUUGGAUAGUAGAUGAGGUGGUAAUAAUGGCAUCAAGUAGCAAGUUUUGGAAGGAUGCGUAUAUGUGGAAUGAGCCUCUUGCGGAUUACUGGAUGGAGGGCAAUGCUGUUGGUUGUACUCUUAGCAGGUGUGAGGGUUAUGUUGUGAGAACUAAUAUUCUAUGUGGUGACUAUGAUGUGAUGAGUCUGAUGCGUAGAAGAAAUGCUAGAUUGGACACAAUGUUUGAUACGAGAGUGGAGGAAGAUGCUGAGUUAUCCGAUUGGGAAGGAAGGGGGGCUUCAAUGUUGCCCGGCUUCUUGGGUUUGGAUGGGUUGCGAGCAGAAGAUGUUCUUGAAAUGGAGUUCUCUUCACCUCAGGAGGCAGGCGGCUUCUAUAACAAUUACAGCCGACUGAAGGGCUUUGCAUCACGGCGAGGCAAGACUGUUAGAAACACUGCCGGAGAGAUCGUGCGGUACACUUUUGUUUGUAAUAGGCAAGGAUUUCGAGAGAAGAAAUGGUUGGAAAAGGUUGAUCGCAAAAGGGAGCAUAAGGUAGUUACCCGAUGCGGAUGCAUGGCGGAGAUGAGGAUAAAGAGGAAAGACGGUAGUGGGAGGUGGUAUGUCUCGCGUUUUGUCGAGGAGCAUAACCACGAACUUGCGUAUGGGAAGCUUAUUGAUUAUCUGCUGUCACACAGGAAGAUAUCUGAGGUAGAAGUUGCUCAGCUAACAAGCAUGAGGGAGAUUGGGAUUAGCAUACCUAAGAUUUAUGAGUCUUUCGCAGCACAACUAGGGGGUUUUAAUCUGGUAACAUUCACAAAGCAAGAUAUGUAUAAUGAGAUACGGAAACAAAGAGGUCUGCAAGGCGGAGAUGUAAGUGCGGCUAUUAGGUACUUGGAAGGUCUGGCACGCAUGGAUGGGAAAAUGUUUUGGCGUUACAAGUUGGGGACAGGGCAACACCUAUGCAACUUGUUUUGGAGCGACGGUCGUUGCCAGGAAGAUUAUGGGAUUUUCGGCGAUGUGCUAGCAUUCGACGCUACGUAUGGCCGCAACAAGUACAACCUACCCGUUGUAGUCUUUUCUGGAGUAAACCACCACAACCAGACAUGCGUAUUUGGAACAGCAAUGGUCUCCUGCGAAUCACAGGAGUCAUAUAUUUGGGUUCUUCGCCAGUUUCUGGAAUGCAUGCAAGGUAAGGCACCACAAUCGGUCAUCACGGAUGGCGACCCAGCCAUGCGGAUAGCAAUCCAGUCUGUAUUUCCUGAUGCACAUCAUCGGUUGUGUGCCUGGCAUCUGCUGAGGAACGCGACUGCUAACAUAAGCGACUCGAGAUUCACACAAAUGUUUAGACACUGCAUGUUGGCAGAUAUGGAAAUCGAUGAGUUCGAAGCGCAUUGGGAGGCAAUGCUCAACGAGUGCGGUGUUAGGGAGGUUGAGUGGGUUAAGGACUUGUACACCAAAAAGCACGCUUGGGCCACCGCAUACAUCCGCGGUAGAUUUUUUGCUGGAGUACGGACUACCUCUAGGUGCGAGUCACUACAUGCCAAACUAGGGAGGUUUGUCGAGAGCAGGUACGGGGUGUUAGAAUUUGUCAGAAAUUUUCAAAGGUGUGUGGAUUUUCUGCGUGACACCGAGGACGAGCUAGACUUUCAUGGAACACCUGGAACACCUGUGCUAUAA